Talpa occidentalis (Iberian mole) is the source of this 1889-nucleotide messenger RNA. It is a transcript of the gene SLC6A20, whose product is annotated as solute carrier family 6 member 20. The record is from RefSeq and is a predicted model, not a curated record. Gene Ontology annotation, biological process: sodium ion transmembrane transport. NCBI's taxonomy places the organism in Eukaryota, Metazoa, Chordata, Mammalia, Eulipotyphla, Talpidae. The coding region runs from base 111 to 1889 and encodes 592 amino acids. The transcript is spliced from 11 exons. Gene Ontology annotation, cellular component: plasma membrane. Gene Ontology annotation, molecular function: L-proline transmembrane transporter activity.
CGGGGCCACCCCCAGGCCGAGCCGGGCGGGACAGCGAGCCUGGCGGCCGCGCCCCCAAACAGCUGUGCGCGGCGCUCGAGCGGGAACCGAGCGCGCGGAGGUCCGGGGCCAUGGAGAAAGCGCGGCCGCUCUGGGCCAACCCGCUGCAGUUCGUGUUCGCCUGCAUCUCCUACGCCGUGGGCCUGGGCAACGUGUGGCGCUUCCCCUACCUGUGCCAGAUGUACGGUGGAGGCAGCUUCCUCGUGCCCUACAUCAUCAUGCUCAUCGUGGAGGGGAUGCCGCUCCUGUACCUGGAACUGGCGGUGGGGCAGCGCAUGCGGCAGGGCAGCAUCGGCGCCUGGAGGACCAUCAGCCCCUACCUCAGCGGUGUGGGUGUCGCCAGCGUGGUGGUGUCCUUCUUCCUGUCCAUGUACUACAACGUCAUCAACGCCUGGGCCUUCUGGUACCUCUUCCACUCCUUCCAGGAUCCCCUGCCGUGGUCUGUCUGUCCCCUGAACAGCAACCACACGGGCCUGGAUGAGGAGUGCGAGAAGGCUUCGUCCACACAGUACUUCUGGUACAGAAAGACCCUCAACAUCUCUCCAUCCAUCCAGGAGAACGGGGGCGUGCAGUGGGAGCCAGCACUGUGCCUCAUUCUGGCCUGGCUCGUGGUGUACCUGUGCAUCCUGCGGGGCACCGAGUCCACUGGCAAGGUGGUGUAUUUCACGGCAUCGCUCCCCUACUGUGUGCUCAUCAUCUACCUGAUCAGGGGCCUCACGCUACAUGGAGCCAUCAAUGGCCUGAUGUACAUGUUCACCCCUAAGAUGGAGCAACUGGCCAACCCCAAGGCCUGGAUCAAUGCCGCCACCCAGAUCUUCUUCUCCCUCGGCCUGGGGUUUGGCAGCCUGAUCGCCUUUGCCAGCUACAAUGAGCCCUCUAACAACUGCCAGAAGCACGCCAUCAUCGUGUCCCUCAUCAACAGCUCCACCUCCAUCUUCGCCAGCAUCGUCACCUUCUCCAUCUAUGGCUUCAAGGCCACCUUCAACUAUGAAAGUUGCCUGAACAAGGUGAUCCUGCUGCUGACCAAUGCUUUUGACCUUGAAGAUGGCUUUUUGACCGCCAGCAACCUGGAGCAGGUGAAAGGCUAUUUAGCAUCUGCCUUCCCUGACAAAUAUGGCGAAGUGUUUCCACAAAUCAAAAACUGCAGCUUGGAAGCAGAGCUGGACACGGCAGUCCAGGGCACUGGCCUGGCUUUCAUCGUCUACACCGAGGCCAUUAAGAACAUGGAGGUGUCCCAGCUGUGGUCUGUGCUCUACUUCUUCAUGCUGCUGAUGCUGGGCAUUGGGAGCAUGCUGGGGAACACGGCGGCCAUCCUCACCCCGCUGACCGACAGCAAGGUCAUCAGCAGACACCUGCCCAAGGAGGCCAUCUCAGGUCUGGUGUGCCUCGUCAACUGCGCCAUCGGGAUGCUGUUCACCAUGGAGGCCGGGAACUACUGGUUCGACAUAUUCAACGACUACGCGGCCACGCUGUCCCUGCUGCUCAUCGUCCUGGUGGAGACUGUCGCCGUGUGCUACGUGUACGGGCUGAGGAGAUUUGAAAAUGACCUUAAGGCCAUGACCGGCCGCACACUGAACUGGUACUGGAAGGCCAUGUGGGCUGGCGUGAGCCCGCUGCUCAUCAUCAGCCUCUUCAUCUUCUACCUGAGCGACUACAUCCUCACGGGGACCCUGCAGUACCAAGCCUGGGACUCCUCCCAGGGCCAGCUCGUGACCAAGGAUUACCCCACCUACGCGCUGGUUGUCAUCGGGCUGCUGGUGGCCUCCUCCACCAUGUGCAUCCCCCUGGUGGCCCUGGGGACCUUCAUCACGCGCCGUCUCAAGAGGGGAGACACAGCUCCUGUGGCCUGA